AUGUCUGCCAGGACCAUCCUCCAGGAUCGAAAAGAAGGGGAUAUGAAAGAUCGCAACCUGUUUGAAGAGCAUGAGAAUCAACCACCUCCUGCUUAUGUCUACCAGCAUGACUCGACUUCAGAGGCCAUGAAUGCCUCCCCUGUGCAAGCACAUCCUGCCCAAGUACCCUGCCGCAGGUUCCAACUGCAGUACACAAAUUGGAAGGCGAAAACCGUUCGAGUCACCGACACUGACAACGGCACCGAGGUGUACACUGCAGACUUGCGCUGGCAAAAGCCGAAUAUGGUGAUCCGGACUAGAUCUCCUAUUGCGACAGAUAUCGAGAUCGCGACUGUUGUAUUUCAUUGUCUCAAGACAGACAUCGACGUCGGUAUCAACGGCGCCAACCUAACGCUCCACCACCGAGGGAUCUUUUCAGCGAGCUACUCAUACUCGUCACAAAUCUACCCCUCUCAAUCCUUCAAGUGGAAGGGCAAGAACCGUUGGCGGACGAUGGACUUUGAGUGUGUACACGAGGAUGAUGGCGUUACGGUGGCUCGGUUCUCGGCAGCAAAUUGGUCCAGAACUCGGAUCGGCCAGAUCGAAAUGUUUGGCCAGCAGCUGGUAGAUAACAAAAUGUUUAUGGACGAGCUUAUGGUGACAGGUCUGGCGGUGGUGAUUCAACUCAUGGUAUGGCAGACCGGGGCGGCUGCCAUAUCCUAG
This is a messenger RNA of Capronia epimyces CBS 606.96, 702 nucleotides long. RefSeq lists its product as uncharacterized. NCBI's taxonomy places the organism in Eukaryota, Fungi, Ascomycota, Eurotiomycetes, Chaetothyriales, Herpotrichiellaceae. The transcript is spliced from 2 exons. The record is from RefSeq and is a predicted model, not a curated record. The coding region runs from base 1 to 702 and encodes 233 amino acids.